GGGUGCGGGACUGCCGCUCUGCGCGGGGAGAGGUGGCCUGGGAAUGGCCGGGCCGGGGGUGGGCGGGAGCCGCUGUGGCGGCGGCGGCUGGGGGCGGUGAGCGCGGCGUGGGGCUGCCCCUCCCCGGAGGCGGCGGGGGCGGCCGGGGCCGCGCCGCACCGCACGGCGCGGGCGGCCAUGGAGCGAGCCUAGGGCCCGACAGGAACUGUGGAAGGUGCAUCAGUGAAGAAAUGGACCAGUGUGUAUAAUCAUGGAAUCUCCUUGCUAACCAUCACCACCAGCUCUCCUUAAUACAUGAGCAAGAGUGGGUCAGGGGAGAAGGAAAAGAGGUCAACAUGAAGCUAAAGCAGCGAGUCGUGCUGUUAGCAAUUCUCCUUGUCAUUUUUAUCUUCACCAAAGUUUUCCUGAUUGACAACUUAGAUACAUCAGCUGCCAACCGGGAGGACCAGAGGGCCUUUCACCGAAUGAUGACUGGCUUGCGGGUGGAGCUGGCACCCAAGCUGGACCAUACCUUGCAGUCUCCCUGGGAGAUUGCAGCCCAGUGGGUCGUUCCCCGGGAAGUGUACCCUGAAGAGACACCAGAGCUGGGGGCAAUCAUGCAUGCCAUGGCCACCAAGAAAAUCAUUAAAGCUGAUGUGGGUUAUAAAGGGACACAGCUGAAAGCCUUACUGAUACUUGAAGGAGGACAGAAAGUUGUUUUCAAACCUAAGCGGUAUAGCCGAGACUAUGUGGUGGAAGGGGAACCGUAUGCUGGUUAUGAUAGACACAAUGCUGAGGUAGCAGCCUUUCACUUGGACAGGAUUCUGGGUUUCCGCCGAGCCCCCUUGGUAGUUGGCAGAUUUGUUAAUCUUCGGACAGAGAUCAAACCUGUUGCCACAGAGCAGCUGUUGAGCACCUUCCUAACUGUAGGAAACAAUACUUGUUUUUAUGGGAAGUGCUAUUACUGCCGAGAAACAGAACCAGCUUGUGCUGAUGGAGACACAAUGGAGGGAUCUGUCACACUUUGGCUUCCAGAUGUGUGGCCUCUGCAGAAGCACCGUCACCCAUGGGGCAGGACUUACCGAGAAGGCAAAUUGGCCAGGUGGGAGUAUGAUGAGAGCUACUGUGAUGCUGUGAAGAAAACGUCCCCUUAUGACUCUGGCCCGCGCCUCUUGGACAUCAUUGACACAGCUGUGUUUGAUUACCUGAUUGGCAAUGCUGACCGCCAUCACUAUGAGAGCUUUCAAGAUGAUGAAGGCGCUAGUAUGCUCAUCCUUCUUGAUAAUGCCAAAAGCUUUGGGAACCCCUCGCUGGAUGAAAGAAGCAUUCUUGCCCCUCUGUAUCAGUGUUGCAUCAUUCGGGUGUCUACCUGGAACAGACUGAACUACCUAAAGAAUGGUGUGCUAAAGUCUGCCUUAAAAUCCGCCAUGGCCCAUGACCCCAUCUCCCCAGUGCUCUCUGAUCCUCAUCUGGACGCCGUGGACCAGCGGCUCCUGAGUGUCCUGGCCACCGUGAAGCAGUGCACCGACCAGUUUGGGAUGGACACAGUACUGGUGGAAGACAGGAUGCCUCUCUCACACUUGUAAUUCUCGACACGAAAUAAGUGAAACUUCUUUUUACAAAGAUAGAGAAACAGCACAAUCAAUUCCAAAUGGUAUGAGAUGGAUUGGAAGUGGCCAGCAGCAAGUUCUGGUGAUGGGACAGGGUGGCCUUGGAUGUCUUUGGUAUUUUCUGUAGUGGAAACUAAAGCAAAGACCACAAGUUUCAGAGCGUGGAGACAUUCCUGCUGAAUCGCCUUCUCACCUCCUCGGCAAUUGCCUAUUCUAGCAUUGCGCAUCAUAGUUGGUCAGUCUUAAUUCCCAUGCCAAAGGACAAACAGAGGUGUGACAUUUGGAUAGAUGAAUACUGGGAUUGGCUCUGGAGCGUGUGUUUUGAGUUGAACCUUGCAGUCCUUUCUCCACGCCCGUGGAUUUUGUGGAAACACUUUGCAAUCUCUUUGUCUUUUUUUUACCAGAACUAGUUACAUCGGAAUGCUUACUGUCCUACAGAGUGGCAGCAAAUAAAACCUUGCAUUCUAUCAAGCCAAAAUAGCACACUCUGUUGGAGGAGAUACAUGUUUAAGAUAGAAUUGGAGGGAAGGACAAAAACAGAAAGAUGUUUGGGCUUUUAAGCCAUUGAGUAGUAUUGUUUUGAUGAUCUUAGAGGAGAGAAGAAGAGAGAGAGACCCACUGGUAGAACCAGAAUCAGGGAGAUGACUGAACUAUUGAAAAACAGGUUCCCUUGUAUUUAGGAUCUUAAGGUGUGUAAAAAGCAAACAUGACUUUGCACCUAAGUAAAUUCUGCAUUCUCAUAGUUGUGUCCCAAUUAACCAAAAAGUUGUCUCUAGAGAAAAUACUAUUACAAUCUAAGCAUGAUUCUCUGUGGAGACUAAUUUUUUCCCCUUUUGCCAAAAGCAGUCCUUCCCAAAUUAACAAAGCAAACUGAAAUAAUACCUUGAAUAACAGGUUGCCUGUGGUCUCUGUCAUCCUCAUUUCUCUUCUGAAAUGAAUUUCCACCUCUGCCUUUAAGGCAUUUUGUCACUGAAGCUGCUGUUCCCAAGAGAUGGGCAACCUUUUUGUCCCUUUCUCAUAAGAAAGGGACACUCCUGCAGGUGAGAGUGUAUACCUUACUGGUGGCUGGACUUAUCUUGUGAUUUGGGGCCAUGGAAGACUGGAAAGAAAGAUUUUAAGCUUUCUUUUUUCUUUUUUCUUCUUUUUUUGAGACCAAGUCUCACUCUCUUGCCUAGGCUGGAGUGCAGUGGCACGAUCUUGCCUCACUGCAACCUCCGCCUCCCGGGUUCAAGCGAUUCUCUUGCCUCAGCCUCCAGAGUAGCUGGGGUUACAGGCGCCUGCCAUCGUGCCCAGCUAAUUUUUAUAUUUUUAGUAGAGACAGGGUUUUGGGUUUCACCAUGUUGGCCAGGUUGAUCUCGAACUCCUGACCUCAGGUGAUCCACCUGCCUCAGCCUCCCAAAGUGCUGGGAUUACAGGCAUGAGCCACCAUGCCUGGCCAAGAUUUUAAGCCUUCUGAGCCUUGAAAUUGAGGAGGUUAAAAGGAAGAGCCUUAAGAUUUUGAUUUAUGUCAAAUCCUAAUUCUGUCAUUCAGUCUUGUUUGGAGUUUUGAACCCAUGAUGUUGUAUUAUGCUUCUUUCUCCUCUUAGCACUCUCAAAUUUCAGGUUUGUAAAACACAGUUUUCGUUUUGUGUUCUGGCAAAGUGAUCUCGACAUGAAAGUAGUUGCAGUAGAACACAGGGCAAAGGAAGACAGGCCUGAUGUGCCCACUCACCUGUGGACUCAGAGCUGUGUGCUUUGCUCCUGCAUCUUGUUGAGGUGCUGUUCCAGCUUUGCAUUUCUGUCAAGCAGAGGCGAAUAUAUAAACAGUGUGGUUGAAUACAUUUAAUGCCAGCCAUUGGAAACUAGUUUUAGGCAACCACUCUCACAAACAGCUUUAGAAUUUAUGCCCAGUUUUCUUGUAUUGAAAGAUAACUGAGUAACCUGUAACUAUUUUUAAAUGGCAUGAAAUUAGGAAACUUUUGUACAUUUUAUAUACAUUUUGAGAUGAAUAGAACAAUGGGCUGAGUUAUAAAAAGGGUGUAUUGAAUUUAAGAAGACAAACACAAAACACAGAAUUCGUGUUAACCAAAGGAGGCAUUGAUUUCAUUUUAAGGCUACUCACUGUUGUGUGUCCAGGGAAAUUCACAGCUCAGUAUGAGAAUACCUUGGUUAGUGCUCACCCACAAGCUUCCAGGAGCCAGCUGGGAGGAGACAACAGGAAGAGAUGUCAGCUCUGCUCUCCCUGUAAAUGUUAGUUGAACUAAGUUAUGGAUUUGUGGUCUUUCAAAUACAUGAUGCCUUUAGUAUGCCACCCUGAAAUGAAUAAGAAGUCUUCUGAAACUGGGAACUUCAUAACAUUGAAGGCAGAAGAUUCUCCUAAGGAAAAAAGCAGGCAGGAAAGAAAAUGUCUCAUCCUUUCUUGAAAGCAUUUGCAGAAAAUAUAUCAUUUCAUUUUAUUCCCAUCUGUUUUCAAACUCGUGAUCCUAAAAGGCAUUCUGAUCAUAAAUUUAGAAUUUUCAUCCAUAAAAUGUAGAACUCUAAUCCAUAAAGUUAGAAUUGAGCUAAUAGAGUGGUAUGACAUGGCACUGAAAAUAUAAAUUUUUGUUUUAAGUCAGGAUUGGAGUAAGCUGGAAAAGUAUAUUUAGGCAAAUCUUGGAGAAAACCAACCAUAAACUUACAGCUCUAAAAUUCAGAAAGCCCUAAAAUUUCAAACACUGUUUGAAAGAAGAGGUGGGGGCCGGGCGCCGUGGCUCGUGCCUGUCAUCCCAGCACUUUGGGAGGCUGAGGCGGGCAGAUCACCUGAGGCCAGGAGUUCGAGACCAGCCUGGCUGGCCAGCAUGGUGAGACCGUCUCUACUAAAAAUGCAAAAAUUAACAGGGCACGGUGGCGUGCGCAUGUAGUCCCAGCUACUCGGGAGGCUGAGGCAGGAGAAUCACUUGAACCCAGGAGGCGAAGGUUGCAGUGAGCUGAGAUUGUGCUACUGCACUCCAGCCUGGGAGACAGAGCAAGACUCUGUCUUAAAAAAAAAAAAAGGAGGUGAAUUUUUUUUUAAGUUUUGUAACACUGUCCUACUUUAUUUAUUAGAAUCUAAGGCUGUUACAAUCAAGUUGUUGCAGGGUUUGGAUCAGCUGUAAGUUAGGUAUGCCUACCAAACAUCCAAAGGUAGAUGUGGAGACAUUUUAAUACUACAAAACUAGGAAAAUCAGAACUCAUGGCCAUUUCCUGCCCUCCUCCCACUUGUUAAAACAUGUUUAUUCUAAAGUUUGAAUGGAUAAAUUUGAGUAUAAAGGUUUUGUUAUAAAACUAUUCUUUAGUGUGAGGCUGCAUUGUGGGUUUGGGGGAAGUGUAAAUAAUUUUCUGUGUAAAACAAAUUCAUAGGAUCUGAUUUGCUCAGAGUAUUAUUCAAGAAUGUAUUAAUAAGGCAUUGCCCCCUGUUUGCACUCAGGGUUAAUAUGUCAAAUGAAAUUUAAGAAGGAAAUGGAAGAAUUCAGGUACACUAAUUGUAUAUUAUUUUGGGAAAGAUGAGUCCUAUACGUGGCAAUUUUUCAAUGUCACCCGAAGCCAGCAUUGUCUUCCAAAGAAAUUGAUCUUUUUUUUAAAAAAAAAGAAAAUGCUUUUGCCUUCCCUUCCCUUCCCAUCCACCAUAUUUCUUCAGCCUUUCUUCUCGAUCACCCGUGUAUUCUUUGACCAGUAAAUGACCACACCUCAGUGAUGGUAAAACAGCAUCAUCGGUAAGCUAUCUUAUAUGCCUCAUCCUGUGAGUUUGAGCUUCAGGAAACAUGAGUAAAAGUAUAUGUAAUGUAUAUAGUCGUAUAUGUAUUCUAGCAAGAAAAACAUAUUUAUUUUGACAAAGGGGAACACUGACUUUCUGAAGGAUUUGCAGCUAGUGAAAGGUUCUCAGUCUCUGAGAGUGGACCCUAAUUAACAUAAAGACCAUUCAUCAGCAAAUACCUACUGAGCAACUCUAGUGUGCCAGCACAGGCCAGACAUACUAGUGAGCCAGGCACAUCUGGCCUCGGGAAACUCAUUCUACAGGGGAAGGCCAGUUUUUUUUCCCUUCAUUUCCUCAAGUCUGGGUGGUGACGAGGUAGGGGCUAGGUACUGGACUACCACAGGUUUUUAGGAACUAAGGUGUUUCUCAUAAACACAAAAUGUUGGGUGAAACUGGGAACAACUUACUCAGAAGCUAAUUUAUUUGCUUAAAUGGAAAGUGUGGGUGCCACUACCCUCUCUUUUGAUCUGCCAAGGAUUUCCUCUCAGAGCUGUUGCACAGACAGAGAUUGUACUUGGUAAGAUACCAAACAAGACAGAUAUGGAUCUAAAUUUCUAAUGUGUUCUAUGGGUUUCAAUUCUGAAAAAAGAAAAUGAAUAAAGAUUUUAAUAAAUA
This is a messenger RNA of Pongo pygmaeus (Bornean orangutan), 5955 nucleotides long. It is a transcript of the gene FAM20B, whose product is annotated as FAM20B glycosaminoglycan xylosylkinase. Gene Ontology annotation, cellular component: Golgi apparatus. The coding region runs from base 336 to 1565 and encodes 409 amino acids. Lineage: Eukaryota; Metazoa; Chordata; Mammalia; Primates; Hominidae. Gene Ontology annotation, biological process: proteoglycan biosynthetic process. The transcript is spliced from 8 exons. The record is from RefSeq and is a predicted model, not a curated record. Gene Ontology annotation, molecular function: phosphotransferase activity, alcohol group as acceptor.